AUGGCUCACGUUAGCCCGUUGUCCCUGCUUCUAUCGCGUUCCUUGGUUUAUGAUAUGUUAAGGUUCACGGAGAUCGUGAAUUUCCACUGGAUGCAGUGCUUUUUUGGCAAUGUUUGUAUCAGUGGAGCGUCUGUCUUUGGUUCUCUUGCAUGCUCUGUUUACCCUCGGUCGAGCCACAAAGUAUCCCGCCCGAUCAGAGAGGCCGUCCCGUGUCCAAUAUUCUUCAUGGUGCCUUCAUUACUAGACAGGGCCACGCUAGUUUGUGCCGCGAACCGCCUUCGCCUCCGGUAUGUUCGCAUGGAAUGGACCACUGUUGGCCAAAAUCACGUCUUUACGUUUUUUCUUCUGCUCUAUGUUUUCCGUCUUCGGAUGCGCUUUUUUACCGUCAUCUCUUUAGUGUACCCGUCAAACGCAUCUUUCCCUCUCCCUCCUAGUCCUUCCCUCCCUCGUCGCCUCCACCAAGUAAAUACUCGCGACCUACACGUCCGUGCUAAAUACCUGGAGUACUUCAAACGUGCUACUCCAUCGUGCUCGACGUGUACGGCGGCCUGGAAACGUUCGCUGCCCACUCCCGCUCUCGAAGCCGCGACGCGUGACAUCCCAGUAGAGCAGGUCCUCCAUCCGACGGAAAUGGCCUCCUUUUUGACUGAUGCGGUACUAUAUAUCGCUCCUAGUACGGCAUUCCGUGUAAAGGAUCUAGAGGCUUUCGAGCUGGCGUUAUUGGAAGAUCCUAUAUUCGAGGAAAUAAACAUUGAGGGUUACAGGAUUAUGAGGCGAUGGAUAGAGAUGGCGGUGGAAUAUGCCUCUUAG
Molecule: messenger RNA, 810 nt
Organism: Guyanagaster necrorhizus
Lineage: Eukaryota; Fungi; Basidiomycota; Agaricomycetes; Agaricales; Physalacriaceae
Exons: 7
Coding region: 1-810 (269 amino acids)
Source: RefSeq, a predicted model, not a curated record